This is a messenger RNA of Ruditapes philippinarum (Manila clam), 5489 nucleotides long. Its product is annotated as interaptin-like. The coding region runs from base 368 to 2761 and encodes 797 amino acids. The transcript is spliced from 8 exons. The record is from RefSeq and is a predicted model, not a curated record. Lineage: Eukaryota; Metazoa; Mollusca; Bivalvia; Venerida; Veneridae.
UUAGACCUUUUAAAGUUCAUUCCGUAGGGUAAAUUGGCAAUAUUUUAGCAUUUUAUCAUUCAAGCGCUGUGUCCGGUAUAUACCGGAAAUCGGUAUUUAGUGUGGUGCUCCAAUCCUUCUUUUAGUCUCACUCCUAAAAUAAGAUAUUAAAUGAGGUAUGAGUUGAAUUUUUUUUAAGUGUUAUAAGCGUUUAUCGAUUGAGCGCACUUGACAAGGAAGUACAUUUACUGCCAAAAAAUGUAAAACAUAUUUUAAACACACAGAAACAGUUAAACACGAUGGAAAAUAAAUUGCUUGAGAAGGAGUAAAAAAGGGAUGGGAACUGUGCUUGUUCUUUAAAGAUUUGAGUCAAAAACAUAGAUAUAGAAUGGCGAGUAAAGACACUGAAUGUACGACGAUGAAUCUGCAAUUUGCUAUAGCUCGUCUUUUAGUGUUUGCUAAAAAAGCCAAGAAUCCUUGUUUUUCGGAUAUAGACGUCCUGGCAGAAGAAAUAAAAGAAGAAUUGAAGAAAGAAAACAUACAGAAAGAAAGCCAUUAUAAAAAAGUCAAAGAAAUGACGGAUGAUUUGGAUAACGUCAGGUUCCAGCUGCAUAUUGUUUCAAAGAGUAAAAAAGAUUUAGAUUUAGAAUUACUCGAAGUCAGGCAUAUGAAUUAUACGCUUGAAAAAAAAUAUGAGAGUAUUGUUGAAGAAAAUACGAGACUAAAUGAGAUGGCCGAGCAACUUGAAAUAAAGAAUUCUGUUCUUGAGGAUAGUCAUAUUAAAGAAAUCAAAAAGCUUGCAAAAACCAAAGAGAAAGAAAUUCAAUUUCAUACCACAGAGCGCACGCGUUUAAAAUCAUACAUAUCUGAUUUGGAGAUUAGGACAAAGAAUUAUCAAGAUAGAUUAAUUGCAAUGAAGCUGAAAGUUGAAGGAGAGGUUCAAGAAAAGGAUAGAAAAAUGCAUCAAUUACAAGUACACCUUCAGGAAAAAAUGAAACUGAUAACGCAACAAGAUGAAAUAAUCACUUCAAAUGAAAGAAAGAUAAUAGACCAGUGUGCAGAGAUAGAUCACUUCCGUGAAAAAAUAAAAUAUAUGGUGAUUAAAAAUGAUUUUUCGAUAGAGAAAGAGCAUGAAAUAAGUAAAAUUAGAGAAGGAAAAUUAAUUGAAUCAGAGGAACAAUUAAAAAGCAUCCAUAAUGAAAACUGUCAGCUUAAAACAAUACAUAAAGAGUUAGAGAAUGAACUUAAGAAAAAAGAAGACGAACUAAAUAAACGGGAGACGGAAUGUGAUCAAAUAUUUAAUAAAAUGAAGGAAUCUGACAAACAAGUCAAUUUGAUGCAGGAGAAGAUUCAGGAGUUGGAAAGAGUUGCUGUGAAAAAUAACCAGACCAAAACCGAUACAGAAAGACAGCUUGAGGAUCUAAACGAACGCUACAAUAUUCUUUUAUCCGAGAAAGAUAGAAAUAUAUCUAAACUGAACGAAAAAAUGGUUUUGUCAAAUCGAACAAUUUCCGAUCUAAAAGAAACCGAAACGUCAUUUACACUACAUCAAAUGAAUAGAGAAGAUCAUAUAUCUAUGUUAAAUGACAAAUUAAAGCAAUUCACAAAUCUGGUGAAUAAAAAUGAGUCAAAAGUUCAAGACAUGGAAAAAAUUCUACACAAAGAAAAAAAUGAAUUUGACAAUAAAUUACAGUUUUAUGAGAAAGAAAUUGCCAGGAAAGGCAAAAUGGCUGUCGAUAUCAACGAUAGAAUGGGCCAAAUGGAAUCACACGCAAUAGCGUUAGGAAAGGAAGUGAAGGAAAAAGAUGCCAAAAUAGAUGCUCUUAAUGCACAGCUUCAACAAUUCCAAAAGCACCAAGAUGAAUCGCAGAAAAAUCUAGAAAUCAUCAUCAAUUCAAAUCAGAAAUUGAUACUUGAUCUUAAAAAAGACGUUGAACAGCGCGACUCUAAAAUAAGUAGUCUGGAGAAAAAAAUCGCACAGAUAUUAUUAGAAAACCUUACUGGAGGAGAACACAAAAUUGAUGCUGCCCUGACAAAUGAGAUCAAGGAUCUGAAAAGACAGUUAAAACUUACAAUGUCAAAACUACAUGACACUAAAGCUGAUCUCUAUGACACUAAGACAAGACUAAAUCAAGUCAUGGUGGACCGUUUGACAGAUAAUGAGCGAAACAUAACUGAUUUAAGCGACAAGAAUCGUCCAACAAAACUUGCUGAGAAAUGUGCAGAGCUGUAUGAUAAUCAAUGGACGGAUGCAUUUAAAGUUCUUGAGACAUAUUUUGCAAAUGAUGAGGCUGUAAUCGAAGCUCUAUUGCAUAUCUUAAAGGCGACCAUGACCUUCUGUGAAGAUAAGGCCAAAUUCCAGAUUGAGGAACUAGGGAAAGUAGUCAUCUUUGCAGAUACACACGUAUCUGCAAAUAUGCCACACGGUGUGCAAAAACAUUUAAAGAAUACCAGACAGACAAUGGCAUUAUCAGCAGUUGAAAACCUAAGCAAGAUGUUUAUUUCACAUCUAAAGCAAUCAACAGAUCAGACAGUGCAGAAAGCUCUUGAAAUCAAGGAAUUCGCGUUUGCAUGCCUCGAAUUGUGUUGGUUUAUGAUGGUAAAUAACCCUCCUGUUGCAUUUGCUCCAGUGCUUGCAAAGGGUUCGGACUUCAACUCAGAUUUAUAUAAGCCGUACUCAUAUGGUGGGACGCACAUCGACUAUGUGGUAUGGCCUGCUUUGCUAUUACACGAAGGAGGUCCAAUUCUGGGAAAAGGUGUAGCUCAAGGGUAUAACUCAUAAAAAGAGAAUAUAGGCAUGAAAUCAAUGUGGAACACGUGAUGUUCACUGAAAUCAAUGAUGCCUUUAUAACAUUGGAUAUGUUUUUGAUUUAGAAUAUGAACUAUAGUUAUUUAAAUAUGAUCCACCUUUUUAGCUUUCGGAAUUAAAUCUUGUUUGAUUUUGAAUAGAUUGAGAUAAUUUUUAUGUGUUUAAUAAUAUACAACUACAAACUUCUUUUGAUGUCUACAUAAAGUUUUCAUACUGAAGAACAUGGAUAGAGGUCGAUAUAACAAUUAUCAUGUCCAAUAAAAACUAUAUAUUUACAGACAAACGACAUACUCGAAAUUAAAAAUCAGAUGGAGCGAAAACUUUGAGUACGAAUACAUUUUAUAAACUCUGUGUAUGUUUUGUACAUGGUUGCAGCUGAAAAAGCUGAGAUUGCCGUCCAAAAGUUUGAUUUCCAUCAUAAUUUUACAUUUCAUGGUCCGAUUUUAUUUGUUGAUGCAUGGGGUGUUGCGGCCUUUGAAUCUAACGAGUCGUAGUUUUUUAAGUCAAAUAGAAAAAUGAAUUGAAAUGAAACCUGUUCGUGGUAAAGGUACCAACCUGUUCAUAUAAUUAUGCUGAAUUAUGUAAUUAUUAUGCAAUAUUUUGCAAUUUAAGGUAAUGUCAUUGUUCAUUUAUUUUAUAUGUUUACUUUUGAUCAAGGGAAGUAAUCUUAAUAAGGCUUAAAGGUCCCCUUGGCAGAGUAGUACAUCCGGACCAUUGCAGAAAUCAUUAUGAUCACAAAGUAGAAAAGUAUAGCUUUUUACGCUGAUUUACAUAUAUUUUUCAUUCAUUAUCGUAUAUAAAACAUUAUGAACAGAUACAUUAGGCGUCUUAAAGUGCAGUUCGAGGGGUGAAAAGCGAUAUUUUAGCAUCAAGUUUAGUCGUUUAAGCGCCUUGUCCGGUAUAUACCGGAAUAUCGCAUCUAUUGACGUGCUCCAACACGUUUUUUAUUCUCACUCUCCCUUGACAACAAGGAAAGGGAGAGGAAUGUUACUCAGCUCAAUAAGAUCUGAACAUUUUCAUCAUAACAUAACAAGUAUUUAAAUAUUUUAAUGACAAUUGUCUUUGUGUCUUUACUAUUCACAAUAUAAGUAUCAUGUGUCUGUAUUAUAUAACUGCAUUUCAUGUACAUAUUGUUGAGUUUUGAACGUAUUCUAAAGGAACUUUUUCGUUAAGACUACUUUCAAGGAUAUUCUAUUGAUAGAAUUAGGGAUGACUCAUGAAUCACUUUUGUAUAGUUCAUUUAUUUACCUAAAUUAUUAUUUGUAAGUCUCAGAAAUUUGAAUAUAGAAAUGAAAUAAGUUUAAUUUUUAGAAUUAUUUUGAUUACAUAUUGCGAUUUUCAGAGUGAAAAAUUCAUAAUUAUAUUUAUGGAAAUUGAGUAUUAAUCAAACUUUAUAUAACAAAUGUUAUAGCUUAAGAACCAUCUUAGACUGUUCAGUUAAUGUUAGAGAAUUUGUGCAAACAAUUAGUCAUUUUUUAUAGUUUGAAUUUCAUUAUGUUUAGUAUCACUUUUUUUUUUAUAUUUCUUUGUUGUAAAAACAUAUUGUUAUAUUAUAAUGCACCUUUGUUUGCAAAUGUAUGUAAAUUAAAUAAUCAUGCUAAAUUUUGCACAACCUAUUUAGAGGACAGUCCAUCGUGAUCAUUUCGUAUUGUUUGUUGAAAUUUGCAGCGUUAAUUGUGUCAUAAAUAAUGACGCAGACCUUGAUUUUAACAGUUAGAAAUUAUAAUUUCACCUUAAACAAUUACUCUUAAAAGAAGAAACGUCUAAGAAACUUCAGGAAAAUAGAAAAUAUGUUUGGGCAUUUUGUUAAUAAAUUUAAUCUAAUUAGUUCCCAUCAUAUAUGUUGGCAUUCCUAAUCAUAAGCACAAAUUAAGAAGGUAAAUGCGAUCAGAUUUUAUUUUGUAACACGGACAUUGUCACUGUUUAUAUAACUGAUUGGCGUCCGCGCCGAAGCGCGGCGCCUAUUGGAAUGAAAUGAGAUUUUGUGAAAGGGCGACAGCAACUUCUCGAGCAUUUUAUAGUUGCAAAUAAUAAAAGCCGAACAUUCCGAUCGGUAUGAGGGUGCUUGAUUAUUAAUUAGUCGCGAUAUGUACAAUGAAUGGCGAACUGGAGAAUUUUGCAAUGCAAACAUUUUCAAAUGAAAUAACCUUUCAAUAAAUCGCGCUCUUCGGGGUAUUUUUGCUUAUCAUUUUGUAGUACACAGUGAGUUAUUAUGGUAUGUUAUUCCGAAAGCUGUUAAUAGAAUGAUGAGUUGAUGACCUAAAUAUUCCGAAAAUCUAUUUAUAGAGGGAUGUACUCCUAUCGGUAAUUCCCGGGAUUUACUAAUGACCGGCGAAUAGUACCACACGUUUAUUGUCCGGUCUCUCCCGGUUUUGGAGUAGAUGUUUGAUAUCGUUACAGAACAGAACAAAUAUUUUACAGAUAAAUAAGCUUUUUUUCAAAAUGAAUGUUUGUCACUUAGUUUGGUUACAAUAAUUAAUAAACACAGAUCAACUCUCGAAUUGAUUGAUUAUUAUUAUACAUAAACAUAAAAUUCGAAAAAAAAAACCAACAACACAAAUCGCAUGUUAUAUUUUAUCUAUAUGAGAUAAAAACAAUAAAUAUGUACAAUAAAUGAGAAAAAAUGUACAUUUUUAUGGCAUUAAUAUGACACUAUCAACUUUAAAACAUUUUAUUUAAUUUGUUAUUCGUGUUUAGUAAA